CCCACAUGCUAUUUGGAAGAAGCUUUCGAGCGUUUUCCAGGACAGUUAAAGCCUUCUCACAAACGGGAGCUGAACGACUUAAUGUCUCCGUUUUCCAGGACAGAUCAGCUUUGUUUCGUCGACCACAGUGUGGACGUCCUGUGGCUCGUGUCCAUACCUCAUCACUCUCCCAGUCCGUCUCCUCCGCUGCCAAGUAUACGGUGACAGAGGAGCCAGACACACUGUACCAGAGGGUAUUGGUGCUGGUCAAAGGUCAUGACAGGGCAGUGCUGGACAGCUAUGAACAAUUUGCUACCUUGGCUGCCAAGGAGCUGGGCCUCUCUCUGGGCAAAGUGUCUGAACCACCAAAAGACAUUGAAAGAUUCACGCUGCUGAAGUCCGUCCACAUCUUUAAAAAACACAGAGUGCAGUACGAGAUGAGGACACAUUACAGGCUGAUCGAGUUGGAGAGGUUAACAGGCAGUACGGCACAGGUGUAUUUAGAAUACAUUCAGAGGAACCUGCCUGAGGGCGUGGCUAUGGAGGUCACUAAGACUGCCCUGGAGAAGAUUCCAGAACACAUCCAGAAACCAAUGUGGGGAGGGGAGGAUCAGGAACAGCCCAGUCAGUGAGGGGUGGAGCUGACCUCUUGUUGGCUGGUUUGGUUUGGGUGGAGGGCAGAUUAUCAGUGUGGACUGAUCCAGUCCUUACCAGCCCACGGAAGAACAUUACAUGCAAAAAAACACUGUACAGAACUAGGUCCGCGUGUGUGCUUCACAGGAGCACGUGUGUGUAGGUGUGUGUGUGCAUGAGGACCAGUGGACAAAGUUUUUUUUGUUUGUUUGUUUAUGUUUAUAUUAAUGAUGUGAAAUACUUUGUGUCAGCUUUGCCCUUAAAGACUAUAUGAAAUAUACAU
Chanos chanos (milkfish) is the source of this 895-nucleotide messenger RNA. RefSeq names its product mitochondrial ribosomal protein S10 (gene mrps10). The transcript is spliced from 7 exons. The coding region runs from base 6 to 611 and encodes 201 amino acids. NCBI's taxonomy places the organism in Eukaryota, Metazoa, Chordata, Actinopteri, Gonorynchiformes, Chanidae. Gene Ontology annotation, biological process: translation. Gene Ontology annotation, cellular component: mitochondrial small ribosomal subunit; mitochondrion; ribosome. Gene Ontology annotation, molecular function: structural constituent of ribosome. The record is from RefSeq and is a predicted model, not a curated record.